UACUUUCUCUUGCACUUCGCCAGUCGUUCGAGUGCCUUUGUUCCCCCUGAGCGCGUGUGGAGUUGUAGCACUUUUCCGCCACCCCGGCGCGUGCGGGGUCUGGAACGACGGCAUUCGACACUACCAAAAGUCAAUAGACAGAGGGCGUCAGACAUGGGCGAUGUGACCGAGGGACCUUGGAAGGAAAAUGAUUCCACACAUGGGGCCGUGGAAUUUUACAGUGGCAUUGGUGGCUGGAGUGAGGCUUUAGAAGGAGCAUUGAGAAGGCUGGGGAGGGAGGGGGCUUUCCAGGUGAGGGCCGCGUAUGAGAUCAAUCUGGUCGCCAACCAGGUCUAUGCUGCUCAAGGUAGGAGGCCGCAUGAUUCGCGAGACGACAAGUUCAUGGUAGCGUAG
Molecule: messenger RNA, 393 nt
Organism: Nannochloropsis gaditana CCMP526
Exons: 2
Source: RefSeq, a predicted model, not a curated record